Messenger RNA from Laccaria bicolor S238N-H82, 471 nucleotides. RefSeq lists its product as uncharacterized. Gene Ontology annotation, biological process: calcium ion transmembrane transport; Golgi calcium ion homeostasis; manganese ion transmembrane transport. The transcript has 2 exons. Gene Ontology annotation, cellular component: Golgi apparatus; fungal-type vacuole membrane. NCBI's taxonomy places the organism in Eukaryota, Fungi, Basidiomycota, Agaricomycetes, Agaricales, Hydnangiaceae. Gene Ontology annotation, molecular function: manganese ion transmembrane transporter activity; calcium ion transmembrane transporter activity. The record is from RefSeq and is a predicted model, not a curated record. The coding region runs from base 1 to 471 and encodes 156 amino acids.
AUGACCACCCUAGAAAUGCGUCAUCCACAAAUGCCAGUCCUCGCAGGCACAUUCGGUUCCCUCAUUGUCAUGUCCAUCCUAUCCGCAGCAAUGGGCCACCUGCUCCCCACACUCAUACCAUGGAAAUGGACACAAAGAGCAGCAUCUGUGCUGUUCCUGGUGCUCAGCAUGAAAAUGUUCAUAGAAGCGAGGGGUAUGAAGGCAUGGAACAUAAAGCCAAGGGGGUGGCGGAACGCGGAAUUUACAUAUACAGUCGCAAGAAGAAUUAAGGCCCUAGUGCUCAACCCCCCCCUCCCUUCACCCCCCAAAUCCGCCGUCACCUCCGAACGUCGUUUACCAAUGACAGCGAUGACCUUCUGGGUUCUCCACGCUCAUCGAACUCGUCGACUUGCCUGGCGCCAUUCCAACCACCUAUGCGCCCGACAUCGACUCCAUCACCUUCAGGGUGUCAUGCCCAGGAAAUGUCUGUAA